GUAAAUUUCUGUCAUGGGGUGGACCGUUGGCCAUCGGCCUUGGCAGUGUGGGUAUGGUGUGCUUAGGUACACUGUUCCUGCCAAUGAGAUCUGUAGUGGCUGUAGGUCUGCAGGUUUUGGUUACACAUGGUGGGCUUCUUAUCUUUGGAGGAUUCAUGUUCCACAAAAAACACAAGAUCAUCAGCAAUACGGAACCUGAUCUUGAGUAUCAUCCCACACCGUAUAACCCCUUUUCAGAUGACCCCAUCUAUGCGUCUAUUAAGAUAUACAUGGAGGUAAACAACAUCCUUGUCAGAAUGUUGACCAUCAUGCAAAUUAUCAGCAUUCUGAUAUCACGGAUUUUUGAAAGUGACCCCUUUUAUAGAUGUUGGAAGUACUAUUGGUGAACGCUUCAAGGACCGUCCGUUAACCGCUCGUCAUCCGUGCGUUUUUGCCGUUCGAACGGUUUUCCGUUAGUGUCCGUUUUGCCUUUCAGGGUCAAGCAGAAACUUUUGAAUUACUUUUCCGUUUUUUAUUUCGUAAGCUGCUUUGCUGCAAUUAAAACAGCACCUAAGUUUCCUAUUUUUCGAGUCCUUCUUUUUAGUUUUGAAAUUCUUUCCGUCGUAGAAACAGAUGAAUAUCUAAAUAGUUUUCGUUUAACGUGAAAGAGACUUUUUCCGCUCCUUGGUGUCCUCAUUCAAAUAUUGUGAUUUGUGUUAGAAUAGCACCUCACACCAGUUAGUUGUUAAGCAAGCACCUUGCACAGUUUUGAUGAUUUCUAUUUUAGCUUUUACUUUAGCACGAUGUAUGUUAGAGCGCUCUACGAAUAAAUGUCCACUGUGGGAACAA
Molecule: messenger RNA, 828 nt
Organism: Pocillopora damicornis (cauliflower coral)
Lineage: Eukaryota; Metazoa; Cnidaria; Anthozoa; Scleractinia; Pocilloporidae
Product: growth hormone-inducible transmembrane protein
Cellular component (GO): mitochondrial inner membrane
Source: RefSeq, a predicted model, not a curated record